Molecule: messenger RNA, 2483 nt
Organism: Triplophysa rosa
Lineage: Eukaryota; Metazoa; Chordata; Actinopteri; Cypriniformes; Nemacheilidae
Product: pleckstrin homology domain-containing family H member 2-like
Exons: 5
Coding region: 348-905 (185 amino acids)
Biological process (GO): negative regulation of actin filament depolymerization
Cellular component (GO): cytoskeleton; cytoplasm
Molecular function (GO): actin binding
Source: RefSeq, a predicted model, not a curated record
CUUCAUUUAUUUUCUGCGGCUGUAUAUAUAGUAUGUACAUAAAAAAAUAAAGGACACAAAGUGACAGUAAUGUUUAUAAAAAUAAACUUUGUUUAGUCUACAUCUGGUGUGGCAUGAGAGUAAAUUAAUAAAUUAUGAGAGAAUUUCUUUGGGGUGAACCUUUAAGCAAGUAAUGAAAAUGUGUGUUGCAUGCAUGUAUCACCCAGGUGGAAUUUGGUGACUAUGAACGUCCAUUUUGUAGUCCGGGUGGAUCAGGAGCUUCACAGACUAAAUCUAAGCAGACCCUGAAACAGGUUCUGGAGCGUUUCUACCCGAAGCAUUACAGACACACCUGUACCGAGGAGCACAUGGGGCAGUUACUACAGAGGCUGUCCACCCGCUGGGCAUCUCUGAGGGGUCGGACUUCCUCUGAAUGCAUACGAAUCUACAUGACCGUAGCUCGGAAGUGGACGCUUUUUGGAGCCAAACUAUUUGAGGCGGAGCCUUUAUCUCCAUCUCUGCAGAACAACAUGCGCGUUUGGCUGGCAGUACAUGAAAAUGGAGUCAUCGUACUGGAGUUCAACUCAAUAAAAGUUCUGGAGUCUCACCCUCAUAAAAACAUUGUGACAUUCGGAGCGUCCGGUCAGGACUUUAUGCUGGUGGUAGCUUCGGGUUCUGGCAUCAGCACGUCCAAAGAAAAGCCCACAGAGAAGCAUCUGUUUGCUAUGGCCUCCUCUAAAGUUCGAGACGUGACGUUGCUCGUAGCCAGCUACAUAAACAGCGCACAACAGCAAAAAUCGGCGGCCCACCACCUUUCUGCUCCGGCCCUGAUGCUGGCUCAGUCUGGAGAACUGAAGAGCAAGGAAUCAAGAAGCAAAUCUCCACCGGCGACCUGCAGACCCAGCAAAGCCCCCACCUUACUUUGAUUCAUUUACUGGUGGAAUCUGUGUUUUUGUUCUUUCAGGCUUUGCCUCAGUCUUCUUCCUAGUGCAGUAAGAAGUACACUACCUAGGGAGUCAGUCAUUUAGUCUUCUCUUGGGCUUUUUUAGUGUUUUGAUGGUUGGCUGCCUAGAUAUUCCCAGAAAAAAUGAAGUUCUUACUAAGCAUUUUUGUCUAAAACUUCUUAAAUCAAUGUACAAUUACUUGACAAGAAGAGUGACUUAAGAUAUGUAGUCUUGUUUUAUGAAAAAAAAUGUAAGAAUUAAGUAAGUUUAUUGUAAAAACAAGCAAAAAAAUCUGUCCAUGGGGUGAGAAAAAUCAUCUUUUUUAAUUUAGUUUGACCUUUUUCUCAAGUACCUAAUUCAAGUUUAUUUUUUCUCACCCCAUGGACAGAUUAUUUUUGCUUGUUUUUUACCAUAAACAUACUUCAUUCUUAUAUUAUUUUUCAUAAUACAAGACCAAAUAUCUAAGGUCACUUUUCUUUUUUUUCUUUAAGAAUGUUUAGAUAUUUGUACUACAAAACAAGACAAAGACACUUAGUAAGAAUGUCAUUUUUUGCAGUGCACUUAGGUUGCUCGAUAUUCACCUAUCGUAAAAAUGUCACCAUUGGUUCUUCAGUCUUUCAAUUGAGCAGAAUUUGAGUCUUAUAAUGAUGCUGUACACUAGUGCGUGACAACAACAAUGAUGGCAUUUUGUGUUAUAUAAGAGUCUCAUGUGUCUGGACGUUGUAAAUUUAAAGGGAAUGUUCUCAAUGGUGAUUAUUAUUGGAUGUUGAUGAUUAUUUCAAUCAUCUGAAACUACCUUCAUGUAUUAAUAUUGUUUAUUAUUUGAGUGUCUUUUUAUAACUUCACAAUAAUGCACAUUUGAUUUUGAAUUAAGGUUAUGUGAAUUUGAAAGAAAUUGUUUUUUCAUGUUUGUCAAUUUCUUUAUUUUGGCUUGGGGAUGAAAUAUGACUCAGGACAUGCACCUGACAGGCUUGAUGAGAUUUACCCAAAUACACAACAUGGUAUGUUGGUACCUCUGUGUGAAAUUCAAAAAGAUGUAUUUAUUAUGUCCAUGUUCUACUGUAUAACGACCGAUGUAAGCUUGUUAUAAAAACAAUACAUUCCUAUAAAUACUAACCAAACACAUUUCUUUUAUAUUUGUGCUUAGUAUGAAUAAGUAAUUUAAUAUGAAACUAUUACUAUAUACAUUUUUCAGAGAUGUUUACUCACCUCAUCAUUUACAGGAAACUGUUAAUCGUGAUGAAAGACUGAGCAAUACCAUAGUUAUUUAUCCUCCUACGAUAUCACGUUCAUGUUUAAGCAUGUAGAGUAAGAACAUGAUGGGAAUAUACUUAAAAACAGGAAGUGCAUUGUGAUCUGUAGUAACAGUUGCAAUCUGUGAUGGUUGGGGUGUUGGUUUAGUUAUUACAAAAUGAAAUGGAAAGUGAAGUGAUUUUAAACUGCUAUUGUUUCAUGAUUGUGAUGUUGUUGAAUGAUGAUGAUGUCAUCAGAAAACUGUAUUUAUUCUGAAAUGUAUUAUCUAUAAAUAUUUUCUAUAUGAAACUAAAUAAAUAUUAUUAC